GCGCUGUGAAUAGCGCUUUGUACGCUAGUAACGCAGCUACUAACGUAGUUACUGAGCUCUUGUGUUUAAACCGAGGCCUGUGAGAGGACUGUAACUAUCAGUCUGAACCUACAGCCAGCAAAAACCUGCUCACAGGCUGCUGUAAACCCAGACAUGAGCAGUGCCCGGACCUACAGAGCCAGCGUGCGGGUGGGGAACUGGAUGGAGGACGUUACUCUGGAGAAGGACAGCCUUAAGGACUUCCUUUACAGGAGAGACAGAGGAGAGCUCACAGUGCAGAAGACCGACCUGCUGAAACAAACCCUCCUAAAACCAGUGAGUCUGUCUGUGUCUCGAGAUGGAUUUCUGCGAUUUGGAGACACCGUCAUGCUGGUAAACUCUGGAGGAACAGACCAUGACCCAUGUGAUCCCUGCAGUCUCAGUAUCGUCGCUGAUCUCAGCAAUAUGAAGUCACAUCCACAAACAAGCUCUAACACCGGCCUAUAUGGUCCGUUUCAAGUGGGUGGAGCCAGCGGUUUAACCCCAUGUGUGAGAAAUGCCCUCAUCAUUACCAGUGUGGAUGGAACAGCAGAAGGGGAGGUGCUUAGGUACGAGCAGAGCUUUGCCCUGAGAACGACUGCAGCUUUCUCUGGAGAGCUUUACAUGGCCAGUGACCAUAGAACAUUCCAGAAGUGCGCCAAGAGUUCCCGACUACAGGAAGUGAGCUUAGUGGAGCAGGCCGACUUCCUUUGCUGGUGGAGAGUGGUUUACUUUGAUCCACAGGAACGCCUGGAGCAUGAAGGCUACCCUGUACAGGGAAACACCAAGGUUCUGAUCACUCACUGUAAAACCAACCAGUGUCUGGCUGCCUUGGCCAAUCAUGAAGUCUGGACUCCAUUUGGUAAAGAGUAUGAGCUCGUAGCUCACACCUUCCUGGACUCCCAUAAGGCAGAACAGAACAGUAACCAUUGGCUAUUUGUCACUGCUGAUCCAGGUCAAGAAGAGCAGAGUCUUGUGCAACGACAUCAAGCAUCUAACGUCACUAACGAGAAUGGAUCAGAUAUAGAGGCAAUAACAGACACACCACAAGAGGAACAAAGCUAAAGCAAAUGCUACAGACAUUUCUGCUUCUACAGUCAUUAAUAAAACGUGUCAACAUUCA
Astyanax mexicanus (Mexican tetra) is the source of this 1141-nucleotide messenger RNA. It is a transcript of the gene cfap161, whose product is annotated as cilia and flagella associated protein 161. Lineage: Eukaryota; Metazoa; Chordata; Actinopteri; Characiformes; Acestrorhamphidae. Gene Ontology annotation, cellular component: motile cilium. The transcript is spliced from 7 exons. Bases 154 to 1083 code for a protein of 309 amino acids. The record is from RefSeq and is a predicted model, not a curated record. Gene Ontology annotation, biological process: cilium assembly.